CCAGCCCUGCACACAGAUAAGUCCAUAAGAUUCAGGGGUCUCACAGUCCAAUAACUUAAAGGCCAUAGAUGUCUCUGGGGUGGGUAAAGUGAUAUUGGGAGAGUGUGUUUGUAUGUGAGAUGUAUGUGGAGUCUACUUUACUCUUCUCUGUUGGUUGAGCAAUGAUACGGAAUGAGGGAGAAAACAGUUUGUAUUUGUUUCUCCUGCAUCUAGGCAUUCUAAAGAGUAUUCCGGACGGCAGGAGAAGAUACUCCUUAUUUAAGACGUGAGAGGGGUCCAAAGCAAUCUUGUCUGCCAUCCUGAGGAUGUGUUUAGUGCAACUGUCAAAGAAGUGAUCCUCCAUUAUGUUGCCCACCACCUUUGAGCAAAUGCUCAGAAGUCUUAGUAUCCUGUUUUUUAACUGGACAAAAUGAUCUAAAUCUUCUCAAAAAAUGAAUUCUCUGUUGCACUUUGUUGCAAAUGUAAUCCACAUGCUUUGACCAGGAGAAGACACUAUCUACUUAUACCCCUAGAUAUUUGAAGGAUGCUGACAGUUUUAUGGGUUUGUCAUGAAUUAUGACUGGAGCAGUUGUGCGUGGAACUGACCCAAAAACGACCUCCUCUUUUUUGAUGGGAUUCGUUGUGAGGGCCUUUUGCUCUCCCUAUUGGACCAAUCUCUUCACACUCUCAUAGUAGAGGUCAGGCUGCAUCUCCUCUGUCAUCAGGGCCACCAGUACUGUAUCAUCCGAAAAUCUGAUGAGGUAUUGGUCAGGGGUACUGAUUGUUACCAACGAUGGUCAUUGGUAUAGAUUGUGAAAAGCCGUGGUGAGCUCACACAUCCUUGUGGUGCGCCACUGCUCGUUGUGACCAGGGGGGAGAGCGUCUUGUUAACACUGACCAGCGGUUGCCUACGGAUGAGGAAAGAGUGGUACCAAUGAAUAAGGUAUGGAUUAAUGGCCAACUGUUGGCCAUUAGAGUUGUCAAUAAACAAUAGCAUAUGGUUUGUGUUUUGGUAAGUCCAGGUGUUUUAGGUUUAGGUUUUCUUUAAAGUUUGUAAGGGAAGCGACGGCUUCUUCGGUGUUGCGGCCGCACUUAUAGGCAAGUUGAUAUUGGUCCAGUUUACUCUGUACUGACCUGGAGAGCAAGGGGCAGAGGAUACUUUCCAGUGACUUCAUCAAUAUAGAGGACACAGCCACAGGUCGGAAAUCAUUGCACUCCUUUGGGCAAUUUUUUAUUUGGAAGUGGGAUCACAUGUGAGGUUUUCCAGGUAGUGUGGACAGUGUGGGUGUCCAAUGACUGUUGGAAUAGGGGCUGCCACACAUGGGCAAGUUCUUCACUGUACGUCUUCAGGACAGAGGCUGUGUUGUUAUCAGGACCGGUAGUUCCGUGCGUUGAGGUGUCGAAACGCCUGGGCCACCUGAAACUACUGAUAGCUGUACUCUGUCAUCAGGGUGUACAAUGACUGACUUGAGGAUGUCUGUACAUCUUUCUUCAGUCGAAGAGACUUCAAACCAGAUGAAGCAAGAGUUCAACUCCACAGCGGAUGUCAUCUCAUCAGUUGUUAUGAAGGGCUUGUGUUGUUUACUUGGCAUCCCUGCCAUGUUUUUCACAGCACUCCACAUUUUCCUAGAGUCAUUAGCCUUGAAUAGUUCCUCCAGAAGUUUUUUAUGUGUGUCCUUUGCCUUCCUUAUCUUCCCUCUGAGCUCCUUAUCCUCCUCCUCAGUUCCUGAGCAUCCUUUUGUUUGAAAGCCAUUUUCUUUCAUUCAUUAUUUGUUUAAUGUCCUUAGUUAUAUAUGUUUUAUUGUUAGGGUACACUUUGACAGUUUUCGUUGGGAUUAUGGAUUCAAAGCAGAAGUUUAUAUCGUCUGUUGUAACAGCGCAUGCUGAAUACAGAGUGCUUUCCCUUAGCAAUUAGUACAGUCAAAACAGUCAGGCACCCAGCGCCUCCUAACUAUCUUGAGUCCAUACUCGUAUUGAUUUAUUCUGAGGCUUACUGCUUUUUAAUUUAGUCCGAUAGGUUGGAUUGAGAUGGAUCACAUUGUGAUCAGAAUUGGCUACUUGUGGCUCAGUCCAAGGUGAGGAGAAUAUCGGUUACACCCGCCAAGCCUAAGAACUUCCUUGACCCGAGUGACUACUCAGUGUGAUGGAGAAGCACCAGGCCAGUCUGAGGGACAUACUGGACCACUCACCCUUCAACACUGAGGAAGAGCUGCUCACUGAGCUCCGAGCUAUCGAGUCAUCCGGCUCCAGCACCGGGACCAAGAUCAUCAUCUGGAACCUCCACAGGACAUCUGAAGGGAAUACAGAGUUGGAUUUCACCACAGAGAAUGAUAUCCGCAUUCCCUGUGAUGACUCAGACACUUCAGUCCCUGAGAGUCACUCCUCCUUGCGUGCAUACUGCAGCAUCCUCUACUUGAAGCCAUCUAUGCAGAUCAACAUUCGAGGCCAGAAGGUGGAGGAUCGUCCCAUCUACAAGAGCCUUGACUAUAUCAACAGAUCGUACUGCUACAAACCAAAAACUCUGGUAUCCUUUUCUUCCAGACACAGAAACUUUCAAGCUUUUCCUUGCAGAAGAAAUCAUUAAUGAGUAAAUUCUCUGCAUUAAACCCAGGGGUAGUGGGCUGCUACACGUUGUAGCGCCUGCUGGGAUCCAACUCCAGUUUAUGGCAGG
Molecule: messenger RNA, 2650 nt
Organism: Gadus morhua (Atlantic cod)
Lineage: Eukaryota; Metazoa; Chordata; Actinopteri; Gadiformes; Gadidae
Product: MORC family CW-type zinc finger protein 3-like
Exons: 3
Coding region: 2123-2563 (146 amino acids)
Cellular component (GO): PML body; nucleus
Molecular function (GO): ATP hydrolysis activity
Source: RefSeq, a predicted model, not a curated record